Messenger RNA from Vanessa atalanta (red admiral), 1711 nucleotides. RefSeq lists its product as uncharacterized. Bases 1 to 1599 code for a protein of 532 amino acids. The transcript is spliced from 9 exons. Lineage: Eukaryota; Metazoa; Arthropoda; Insecta; Lepidoptera; Nymphalidae. The record is from RefSeq and is a predicted model, not a curated record.
AUGGAUAAAGCCAUAAAAGAGGCAGACAGAUGUAGCCACGUCAUAAGUAAAGAAGAAUUAAUGCAAAUGGCGGAGAAAACAAUAUCAAUUCAUCAAGAAGAACAAGCUGAUUUCGAGGAACAAUAUCUGCCAAUUGAAACUUCUUUCGAGAAAGAAAUAUACCAUGAUCUACGAAAUAAAUUUGACGAUUUCAUGAAACGACUUUUUAUAUUUAAAGAAGAGCUCGAAGGGCUUGACAAGCAAAAUAAGAUAGAAGAAUUUGCAAAGGAACAUUUUCCGAUUUCAUUGAAGAAAAAAAAUGAUAUAAUUGUUUUUACGAACGAUUUUAUAGCUUUUGGACUCAGUUUAGUUAUUGAUCGUAUAAGCGUAAGUCUACAGGAGAUUUCGAAUCACCUUCGGAACAACGUGCGUGCUAUGCGAGAAAUAUCUGAAGUAAAUAUUUCCCAUUUGUUAAUCCGGCUUUACGAGAAGAAUAAGGAACAUCUAAUGCUGUCUCGACAGGACGUAAGGUCAUCAGUAGAACUUGCUGAAGUUCAACGCAGUAUGGCAAUAAUAAAGGACAAAAUCGAAGAUUCCAAACUGAUACCGAUUCAACGUCUGCAAGAGGAAUUCAAUUAUUGGGAAUCGAGAAUGCACGAAUUUCAACAAAUUGAGAAAACGCUUAAAAAAAUACAAGCUGAAGAAGAGAAAGUUCUAGAACAAGAGCAGUUAUUUUAUUCUAUAAAGGAUACUGAAAUACCAACUGAAAAAUUGAAAAGUAGGGCAAAGAUGGAAAAGAAAUUAAAGCAAAAGUUGGAACAAAUAAGAGAGUUAAAAUUAAACGCGGCAAAGGCCUUAGUAACUUUUUUUACUGUCAGAGGUCGAGAUCGAAUUUUCAAUUCAGAUAAUAUUGGCACGUAUUACGUAGACGAAUAUGGUCAUCAAUGCUAUAUAUUCGACUAUGGCCUUAAGAGUUACCAUGUCAAUUGUGUUGGAGACUUUGUUGACAAAAAUGAGAAUGAAAAAUAUUAUUAUGACAAUAUGGGUCGCUUUAUUUUAAGUGAAAAUGGAGAAAAACUUUAUCAAUUAGCUCCAUGUUCAAGCACUUAUAGGAUCCAGAAAGAUCUAUUCUCGAAGGCUUCCCAGGAUUGUGGGCAUUCGGAAGAAGUUAAAGACGAAUGUCACAUGAGAAUUAAAAAUCCACUUGACGCAGUUAUAUUACCUGACGUAGAAUCAGUUGAUAUAAAAGGUAAACUGGACCCCAAAAUAGUAACAUAUUUAUGGGACACUUUUGGUCAUGUUCUGCCCGAAGUUUUGAACGACGUAGGCGAGACUCGUCCAAAGAAUCCAAUACACCACAUUGCCCAUAAGCUGCUGUCGUUAAAAUUCAAGAAAACAGAAAACGAUUUGGCGAAGAUGAAACAAGAAGCUAUGAUGUAUCGUGAUAAAAUACAUAAAUAUCGCUUACAGAAAUUACAACAAAAAGUAGAUGCGUGGAAAGCGAAACAGGUUAAGCGCCGUAAACCAGAAGAGUCUGAUGAUACUGAAGAGCAGUUCGCUUACAACGCACAUGUGAUGCAACAAGACCUCAUUAGAUCUUUAGAAAACUAUGACAUUUAGUUAUAAAUUAAAAAAACCUUGUUAUUAUGUUUAAACUAUAGAAUAUGAUUGAUAAUCUAUAUUAUCAAUUUUUAUUGCAUGCAAAAUUUAUUAGUUUUUUUUUUAUAAUUCC